AUGAGACUUAGCCUUCUCCUGCCCUCUGCAUCGCUCCUUCCCCUACUCCCCCGGCCCCCCGCUGACAGCACCCGCCGCCUGCGCUCGUCUCUGCCAGACGUCUGA
Messenger RNA from Geosmithia morbida, 105 nucleotides. RefSeq lists its product as uncharacterized. The record is from RefSeq and is a predicted model, not a curated record. Lineage: Eukaryota; Fungi; Ascomycota; Sordariomycetes; Hypocreales; Bionectriaceae. The coding region runs from base 1 to 105 and encodes 34 amino acids. The transcript has 2 exons.